ACCCCUGCAAACCCCUAACCUCUCUCUCUCUCGGAAACAAGGACCAAAGGAAAAAGUCCAUCCAUGGCUGCUCGCCUGGCCCUCCGUCUCAGAUCUCAUCUCCUCCGCACCACUCCCAUCACCACAACCACCACUAUCUUCCGCCGCCACUCCAUCAUCCAAUCUCCACCGUCGAUCCUCUACCGGCUAUCCGCCCACCAUCCGAUCCCCAAAGAUUUCACGUCCCCUCUCCGAUUCCUCUCCACCGCCCGGAGAAUCCCCAAACGAGCAAAGACCGUCGACAUCGGGGCGCGAGCCCGGCAGAUGCAGACGCGCCGCCUCUGGACCUACGCCCUCGCCUUCAGCUGCGUCGCCGGAUUCAUUGUUGUUAUCCUCAACGCCUUCCAAGACCAAAUGGUCUUCUACGUAACUCCGACCGAAGCCCUAGAGAAGUACUUCUCAAACCCUAGCAAGAACAAGUUCAGGCUCGGCGGCUUGGUCCUCGAGGGGAGCGUCGUCCACCCGGCGUCCUCGCCGGAGAUCGAGUUCGUCGUCACCGACCUCAUCACGGAUAUUCUGGUCAGGUAUGAUGGCGCGUUGCCGGACUUGUUCAGGGAAGGCCACUCGGCGGUGGUGGAAGGGUUCGUGAAGCCGAUCACGGAUGAGAUUCGGAGCGAAGUGCCGCCGAAGAAUGUUUCCGAGAAGGCGAGGAGCAAAGAUUGUUUCUUCGUGGCGACUGAGGUUUUGGCGAAGCACGACGAGAAGUACAUGCCAACGGAGGUCGCGUCGGCGAUUGAGAAGAACAAGAAGAAGAUCAAGGCGGGCGAGGCCGGUGCGGCAGAGUUUAAGCCGUCGUAGAUUGAUUGAGAUCAAAAGUUGACUUGUAAGAAUAAAUUGCUAGAGGGAGAAGGGGAAAGUGUUGGGUGUUCAAAAUCAACGCUUGACAUUUUAGGAUAGCUGUGAUUAAGAGUGUGGAAUUUGAACCUCUUCCGGCACUUGUCCAUCCGCUCGAGUGAUGGCAUCCGUUGUCCCCAACUAGCACACCGGAGCUUCAGGUUUUAAAAAAGUAGGUGUUUAGCUGUACUCUCUUCUAUACGUCCAAGCGGCACUGUGGCUUCUGUGAGUUUUUUCGUACAUGGAACAGCCUCUACACUGGAUACUGAAUUUGUGGCCAUUAGAACUACACAUGACUGCAAUUUUAUCUACAACCUGAGGCAUACUUCAUCAAUCCUAUUAAACAAGCAAUUUUUCGGCUUUCCAAACAGGAACUCGCUUUUGCCAAUGAUAUAGACCAUCCCAUGCUACCCAGUAGUGGUAGGUUUUUGACUUCAUCAGAUCCGUCUUUGAAUGCAAAACUGGAAAACCAAGGCUAAAAAAAACACACGGACCAAGGAUGGGACUAGGUAGAGUCCCCAUUAAUGAUCAAGUGCUUGUUAAAGUUGAAGUUAUUGCUGUGGAUGAGUUUUUAGUAUUUCCUACAUGUGUACAGGAGUAGAGAUUGAGUUAUUGGUCUGAAGACUAUGGCCCGUUUGGUU
This is a messenger RNA of Morus notabilis, 1514 nucleotides long. RefSeq names its product cytochrome c-type biogenesis protein CcmE homolog, mitochondrial. Lineage: Eukaryota; Viridiplantae; Streptophyta; Magnoliopsida; Rosales; Moraceae. Gene Ontology annotation, biological process: protein-heme linkage; cytochrome complex assembly. Gene Ontology annotation, molecular function: heme binding. Gene Ontology annotation, cellular component: plasma membrane. Bases 64 to 837 code for a protein of 257 amino acids. The transcript is spliced from 2 exons. The record is from RefSeq and is a predicted model, not a curated record.